This is a messenger RNA of Hippocampus comes (tiger tail seahorse), 3230 nucleotides long. RefSeq names its product lysyl oxidase-like 4 (gene loxl4). Gene Ontology annotation, molecular function: copper ion binding; protein-lysine 6-oxidase activity. The record is from RefSeq and is a predicted model, not a curated record. Gene Ontology annotation, cellular component: membrane. Gene Ontology annotation, biological process: collagen fibril organization; peptidyl-lysine oxidation. Lineage: Eukaryota; Metazoa; Chordata; Actinopteri; Syngnathiformes; Syngnathidae. The transcript is spliced from 14 exons.
UGUGGACUUUUUAUAUCCACAGACGCCCCCUAGUGGCUGAACUUUGAAGUGAUACCUCCCUAUUGUGACAUUAUCGCUUCCCCCGCUCGUGUUUGGGACGGACAGAAGUCAUUGUGCUGCUGUAAAAACAAUUGGCAAACAUGUUGUUCUUUUGUGAAUGGAAAGAAUUGUUCCCUUUCACUUCACUCCGCACUACAAUUACAUUCGUGCGCAAAAAUAACCGAACCCACCUCAGCGGUUGUGUUCUUCAUAGCAAGCAGACGGCGUCGGGCCUCUUAUCUCAUCAAUAAAGGCACAAUCUGAAGCUUUAUGUUCUUUGCACGAGAGUGAUGUGAAAGGGAAAGGAGGGAGGGAGAGAGGGAAUCAGGGAGGAGAUAUAUGGAGAAGGAGGGAAUGAAGUGAGAGGAUUUUCUUUUUUUUUCGCAGACACACUCCUUCACUCAAGACGUCCGCGACUGCCCACACACACAAUUUGCUGCUUGUCAGACCUUUCCUCCCCCGUCACAAUGUCCCACGCCAUCUUCUCCAGCUGCCUCCUGUUCCUCUUCCUUCUGUCGCUCUGCGCUGCCGAGCCACGGCGCACCACUUCCGGUCCGCCCAGGGUGGCGCGCGCACCUGCCGCCAAGGUACGUCUGGCGGGAAACUCGCCGCGGGAGCCUCACGAGGGGCGCGUGGAGGUGCUGCACAACAGCACAUGGGGCACCGUGUGCGACGACGAGGUGGACAUCAACCUGGCCAAUGUGGUCUGUCGAGAGCUGGGCUUCCAGGGGGGCGUCACGUGGGCACACAGCGCCAAGUAUGGGGAAGGACAGGGUCCCAUAUGGAUGGACAAUGUUCGAUGCAACGGUUCCGAGAAGUCCUUGAAGGACUGCAAGCACAACGGCUGGGGGGUGAACGACUGCAAGCACUCUGAGGACAUGGGGGUGGUGUGCGCCACGGAGCGCAGGCGGGAGCAGACGACCGGCGCUGGAGACCACAGCAACGCCAUCAGCUCCAAUGGGAAUCCCUCGCCCCAGUGGCAAGGCCCGGUGGCUAGCCGCAGGCACUCCGGAUACGGCUAUUACGGGAACGGACAUCCAUACGAGGUCCCCAGGAUCCAGAGGCAGCAACUUAACCAUGGUCACAGUAAGGUCCGAAUCGAGGAAGUGCGCCUGAGGCCUAUGCUCAUGUCAACCAAGAAGAAGACCUUGGUGACCGAAGGCGUGGUGGAAGUGAAGCACGCGGGGAGAUGGAGGCAGGUGUGCGACAUGGGCUGGAGUCUGAACAGCAGCAGAGUGGUGUGCGGGAUGCUCGGCUUUCCUGACGCCGCUCAGCCCAACCUCAAAAUGUACAAGAAAAUAUGGGACACCAAGGUGGCAGAUCCUUCAACAAGGCUGAGCCUCAUGUCCAAGAAGAAAGGCUUUUGGAUCGAGAAGGUCCACUGUCUGGGAAGUGAGAACACCUUGUCGGAGUGCCACGGUCAGCUGUCAAUCCCCCGUAGCCCCGCCCCCUGUAAGAACGGACGGCACGCUGUGGUCAAAUGUGUUCCGGGUCCUCAGUUUUCUCGGAUUUCCUCGGGAAGACCUCAAGCCCCGUACCCAGUUGUGCCGGUGCGUCUGAAGGCCGGGCCCAGGCUCGGCGAGGGUCGCGUAGAGGUCCUCCGAGAUGGAAAGUGGGGGACGAUCGUGGACCACAUGUGGGAGCGGACGGCGGCCAGCGUGGUGUGCAGAGAGCUGGGCUUCGGUACCGCCAAGGAUGCACUGCAAGGCGCCUAUAUGGGUCAAGGUAGUGGACCCAUCCACAUGAACAGUGUGCAGUGCACGGGGACAGAACGAUCCAUCCUCGACUGCUUCUUCCAGGAGGUUCAACCGUGGACAUUCAAACAUAGCCAGGAUGCUUCCGUGCGCUGUAACGUUCCUAAAACCGGCACAGAGUACACGGUGCGUCUGGCUGGCGGCAGGGUGCCCUCAGAGGGUCGAGUGGAGGUGCUCAUGGAGGUGGGCGGCCGCAAGCGUUGGGGUUCGGUCUGCAGCGAGAACUGGGGCAUCAAUGAAGCCAUGGUGGUGUGCAGACAGCUGGGUCUGGGAUUUGCUGCGAGUGCACAUCAGGUAUUCUGAAAGUGACGCCACAUCAGUUCAUUGUUGUGUCCCCCCCCCCCACCCAACGAAAGGUACUGGACCAGCGACCCAAAUGCCGCCGAGCUGAUCCUCAGCGGAACUCACUGCGUUGGCACCGAGUUCUCCAUUCAGCAGUGUCGCCGUAACAACCACAUGCACUGUCCGCGAGGCGGGGGACCGAAGGCGGCUGGCGUCACCUGCUCGGAGACGGCUCCCGACCUCGUUCUGGAUGCCCAGCUGGUCCAGGAGACGGCCUACCUGGAAGACCGACCGCUCCACCUGCUGAGCUGCGCCAAUGAGGAGAACUGUCUGUCCUCCUCCGCCGCCCGCAUGAACUGGCCCUACGGCCACAGACGGCUGCUGCGCUUCUCUUCGCGCAUCAUGAACCUGGGACGCUCCGAUUUCCGACCCAAAGCGACGAGGGAGAGCUGGACGUGGCACCAGUGUCACAGGCAUUACCACAGCAUCGAGGUUUUCACACAUUAUGACCUGCUGACUCUCAACGGCACCAGGGUCGCAGAAGGACAUAAGGCCAGUUUUUGUCUGGAGGACACGUUUUGCCCUGACGGUGGCCAAAAGCGCUUUUCCUGUUACAACCUGGGCGACCAGGGUAUCUCUGUGGGCUGCUGGGAUACCUACCGCCACGAUAUCGAUUGUCAGUGGGUUGACGUGACGGACGUGCGGCCUGGAGAUUACAUUUUUCAGGUGGAAGUCAACCCCUCCAUGGACAUGGCCGAGUCGGACUUCAUGAACAACGUCAUGCGCUGUCGCUGCAAGUACGACGGCAACAGAGCUUUUAUGUACGGAUGUCACGCAGGCGACGCUUACAGCGCAGAGAUCGAAGACCUUUUCGAGCACCAGAGGCAAAUCACCAACAACUUUGUGUAGAGACACAAAAGCCUUGCGGACGCUGCUCGAAGUGGCCUGAGGGUGAUGCCUCCAAGGCCCUUUGGGAAGCUGACAGGAGCAACGGCGAAGAAAAUGGAAAAAGCUGCCUGGCUUGACAGCAGAUCAAACGUCACAUCGAUGAGACUCAAGUAGACAGACCGACCACAAGAGCGGCUCAUGCAGCUUUUUGGCUGUUAAUGACUGUAGUUAGGUAUGUUAAUAUCAAUAUAUUGAUUAAAAAAAAAA